AUACAAUCAGUGUUUUCAGUUUCUCCAUCUGUGUAUGCGGUGCAAGUUCCUGUUGAUUUCACAACGUGUGUUUGUACAGUCUUUGUUAACAUCUUCAGUUCGCGUGCUUUGUACUGAAGGACAGGCCAUAGGGCACACGAUCAAGGAAAUGAAUGCAACUUUACUGCGUGAUGGCAGUCGGAGCUGGGACACUUGUUAGGCACUCGAGUGCGUGGGGAUGGUUCCCGUUCGCUGCGCGAACCUGUGACCCAAAGCAGUGUCCCGGCUGGAAUGCGCAGGCGGUGCAGGCGCUGCUGCCACCCACGGCUCGUACGGGACAUUGCCCUGCGUGCAGUGGAAAGGUUGAGUCUGCUUUGCUGUCAGGUACCGGCUUCCAUGUGCAAGAUAACAUAUGAGGAGCUCAGUGUGGGACCCUUAAAGCAGAUUGCGACAUAGACUGGCAAUAUUUUUCACAGCUGCGUGAAGCUAGAAAUCCGAGCGGAUGCCUGUGCCACCGCCGCCGCCACCUCCUCCUCCACCGCCUCCACCACCUUCUGGAGGGCCCCCUCCACCACCACCUUCUGGAGGGCCCCCUCCACCACCACCACCACCACUGGGAAGCUCAGAGAUACCAAAAUUGCGGAAGGAAGAGCAGAAAGCACGAAACGCACUCUUGGCUGAUAUCCAGCAGGGAACUCGCCUAAGGAAAGUGACCCAAAUCAACGACCGCAGUGCGCCACAAAUUGAAAAACCCAAAGGAGCUAAUAGAGAUGGAGGUAACUCAGCUGUUAAUAAAGGUGGCUCUCAGCCGCCUCUGGGAGGUUUAUUUGCUGGUGGAUUUCCUGUUCUCAGACCAGCAGGCCAGAGGGACAUGACAGGAGGGAGGCCUGGGCAGCUCUCCGGAGGCCGAGCAGCAUCCCCCAGACCCUCCGCACCGGCGAGCAGCGGCGGUGCCAAGGCCAACAGCACCCCCUCGCAGCCGGCCGAGGUUCCAAGGGCAGCUGCCCCACCGGAGCCUCCCGGCACCUCCCGAGCCGCAGCGGGAGCGGGUCCCGGGCGGCCCAGCCUGCCCGCCCCCCCUCCACCGCCGCCCGCUUCCAGCAAGCCUUCCCUCACCUUCCCUCCUCCUCCCCCUAUGCCCCCUCCGGCCGAUCGCCCUGCCAAGGGGGUGACCCCCGGCGCUGCUCCCCCGGCUCCGCUGCCUCCCCCUCAGGCUGACAAACCCACCAAGCCUCAAGCAGGCGCUUCGCACCCACCCCCGCCGCCGCCCCCUCCCCCUCCUCCUCCUCCCCCGCUGCCCCCCGUGCCCCCCGGCGGGCCGGGCAGGGCCGCCGAGGCCUCUGCGGCCGCCGCCGCUCCGGCCGAGGGAAGGGACUGUCCCCUUCCCACGCCGCCUCCGCCGCCUCCUCCGCCGCCUCACGCCCACCCCCCGCCGGCGAACAGGCUCUCCUUUCCCCCCUCCCCGGCCUUCAGCGGUGCCGACGUGCCCCCUCCGCUGCCCCCCAAGUCUCCCCACUUGCUGUCACAGUUCCAUAAGCCAAGCAACAUCCAAUCGCUGCCGCUGCCACCCACCCCCGUCCCCCCUCAGCCCGCAGCCGGGGUGGAGACCAGGAAGAAGAGACCCGGUCGAGGCGGAGGAACUGGUGCUGGGAAGCUGGUCACACCUCCACAGCCACCUGCAAGAUCCCCAACAACUGAACUUACAAGCAAGUCUGGAGUCUCAGCCUGGGCUACAGCUCAUGACCCCUACACACCACUUAAAAAUGGAAAUAUGCACAUCAUUGAUGACUUUGAAUCGAAAUUUACUUUCCAUUCUGUGGAAGAUUUCCCUCCACCUGAUGAAUUCAAACCAUUUCAGAAAACAUAUCCCAGCAAGAUACCCAGAGAUCCCUCUAAAAAUCCUCCACUAAGAACACACGUGAGAUGAGAAGAGUCUUCUGAUGUUCUCUGGACUAGUAUUAAAAAAGAAGAUCAAGAUAAUAUAUAAGACAGAAGGGGUCCCUCUUGCAGUGAUAGAUUGUACUUGAUUCACAAGUACUGCAAUAUUAACAAUUCUAUAAACUGUAAAACAAUAUAAACUAUACCUUUUGAACUGGCCUACAUACUACAGGAAUGUUAGUACAGGCUUUUAAAUUACUGUAUAUAGGUGAAUAUUUUUUAAGCAAAGCAGCAUAAAAUUUAAAUUCUUUGUAGUGUUGAAACAAUUCUCAUUCUUAUUGUGCUGACAGUGUUACCUCAGAAUGUUUUGUGCUACAUGCCUGUAGUUCUUUUUUCUCCUUCCAUCAUAAUUUUUGGAAAUUCUCCAGUUAUUAUUUAGACUUUUUUUCAAUGAACUGUCAAACUAAUAUGCUAUCUUUAGUCUGUUUUUAUGUUUCUUCACUUCUUCCAUUCUGCCUGGCCUCAGAUUGCAGCAGGAUGUCACUUUCAUGAAGAGGUGGGCCCACAACCCUUUUCUCAUGAAGCAUGAAGAAGAGAUGCCAAGGAGCUGUGGCUGCUAAUGAGCCUACCUCCUAAAGAUUACAUAUCCUUAUAGGAUAGUGUCUGAAGAAGCCCAGCUGGGUAGGGUGGUCUUGGACUUGACAAAGAUGACAGAACCUUUCCAAAGUAGAGGAAAAGAAAGUUGCUCUAUUGUAAGCAAGAAAAAGAAAUGGUGUGUGUGAAUACAUGUGCCGUGAUGAGCGUAUGUAAGGACACAUGUCCUGUCUUUUCCCGCCGGCAAAGUGGGUAUUUACCUUUUCUGUGACAGACUGCCUUUACCCAGCAAUUACAAAGCCUUUGGAUGAGGGGUCCAAAACCUACAUUUUAGAGCUACUACUAUUCGCUAGCAGUGAAGGUUCAUUGCCCAAAACACACCAUGUGGAACACUCAGCCCCCAAAGUGGUUGUUGUUUCAAAUAGAGUUGGUUGGGAAAAGUAACAAUCUAGCAGCAGACAAGACUUGAACUACUGCUUUUAAUAUUCAGACCUUGGGUAAGGUCUUUGGGUUGCAGAUGUUCAAAUCUGGUCCUAAGAUGUUUAUUUCUAGCAUUUAUUACCCUUAUUUUUGGCAAUUGGGAGGAGUGAUGCCAGGGAAGUGUGAGGGGAGUGAUUCUUCCCCAGUGCAAAGAAGACAUGGCCAUGCUGAAGAGAGUCCUACAAAAGGCCACAAAGGUGAUGACAGGGCUGGAGCAUCUCUCCUAUGAGGAAGGCUGAGAGAGCUGGGACUGAUCAGCCUAGAAAAGAGAAGGCUCAGAGGGGAUCUCUCCAAUGUAUGUAAAUAUUUGAAGGGAGGUAUAAAGAUGGACCCAGACUCUUUUCAAUGAUGUCCAGCGACAGAACCAGAGGAAAUGGGCAGCUGCAACACAAGAGGCGCUGUCAGAACAUCAGACAGCACUUUUUGACUGUGCAGGUGACUGAGCCUUGGAACAGGUUGCCCACAGACCUUGUAGAAUCUCUUUCCUUAAAGAUACUCAAAAGCCAUCUGGACUUUGUCCUUGGCAACUGGCAGUAGGUGACUCUGCUUGGCCAGAGGUGUUGGACCAGAUGACUUGUAGCCAUCCCUUCCAAUCCCAACCACCCACUGAUUCCCCUUUUUACAGCUUUUCUCGUUCCUAGACCUGGCUUACAGCAACCCAAGGCAUCGUUGGGGGCAGAGUGGCUGGAAAUCUGCCUGACACUACAGGACUGGGGUGUGCUGGCUGAGAGUGGCUAAACAUGCUGAACAGGGGCCAGUGUGUGCUCAGGUGGUCAAGAAGGCCAACAACAUCUUGGCUUGAGGAGGUUCAGAGGGGACCUUAUCGCUCUCUUUAACCCAAAAGGAUACUGUACCAAUGUGGGGGUCAGUCAGUCCUCUCAAGUAACAAGGAACCAGACAAGAGGAAAUGCCCUCAUGCUGUGCCAGGAGAGGUUUAGAUUUAAUAUUAGGAAAAACAUCUUCACCAGAAAGGUGGUCAGGUAUUGAAACAGGCUUCUCAGGGAAGUGGUGAAGUCACCAUUUAAUACCUACAGGUAUUUAAAAGACUUAUAGAUAUGGCACUCAGGUGAUGCCUCAGGUUUUAGCUUUUACACUUUUCAGAUUCUGUACUGCUUUAGUGUGCAAUUCUGAGCUUCAUAUUAGGGGAUAGUAAGCUCUUAUCAUGGAGUAGGUAGACAAAGGACCCUUGGUCCUGGGGACCAAGGACAAAUGAUCCAAAUUUCAGGCCCAAGAGUGUAAGCAACAGUGGAAUGAAGAGAGAAAAACAAGAAGGAUGGGACUUCAUAAUCUAAAGCUAUAACUGGAUAAUUAACUCCCAUAUGCUAAUGGACCAGAACUUAUAAAAGUGAGAGACCUCAUGACUGGUCAUCCAUUUUGUGACCAUUUUGGGUUCAUCUUGGGUGUAGUUCUGGCUGGGCUCUUGUUCUUCCCAAGACACAUCCAUUGAGGCCUUCUAAUAAAUACCUACUUUAUUCUUUAACUCCAUCUAGUCCCUCUUCUAGGCCAGCCUUCACAAGGCAUCACAGGGACAUGGUUUAAUCGUGGACUUGGCAGUGCUGGGUUAACAGCGGGAUUAGAUGAUCUCAAGAGUUGUUUUCCAGUAUAAAUGAUUCCAUGAUUCACCAGCCUGAAAAAGAAUACUGCUGUUCCAGGGUGAGUCUGGUGCUAACAGCCAGGCUAUUACAGUUACGGCAUUAAUUUAUAUAAUUGCCAUCAAUUCCCCUCAGUUAGAGGUGAAAUAAUGUUAUAGAUCACUGAUCAUCUUUCCCUGUGGCGUUGCCUUUGAACACAACUAUUUGGAAAAGGCAGGUAACUGCAUCUUUACAUCCCUGCUUUUCUCUUUGUUGUCACAGCAGCUCAGUUAUGCUGUAACUAUUCCCACACACAUGCACAUUCAUGGUGUGAGAUGGUGUAGGGGUAACAAGCUCUUCACCCACUGAACUCCAAGAAAGCAACAUUAGUUUGCUUUUAGAUUUUCUAGCCUAUUGUGAUAACUUGCUGUACAUAAUGUGAAAAGACAAAAAAAAAAGUGGUGAUGCUUUGACCAAUAGUGUCACUUACUGUAGCUACUUGAUAAAUAUGCAUGAAUGUAGUAACAAGCAGGGUCAAAUCUACAUUGCUUCUCGAACAACUGGAAAAGUUCAAUACUGUUUUAAAAACUAUUUUGUUACAGUAUUAUUAAAAGUGGCAUAUUGUUGGCUCUCAUUUAUUCUGAAAUUUGUGUACUGCUCUGUAGUAAAUACCUUCCUAAGGAUUUUAAAACUAAUUCUAGACUACCUGCCAGCAGAUAUAUAAAGGAGAAGAAAAUUUUACUCCUUUUUUUAUUAUGGUUUGGGUAUUUUAGAAAUAAACAGCAUCUUUCAGGGAUGAAGUGAGAAAUCCUGUGCUUGUUUGCUAACAUUUCUGAAAUGUUUUCAUAUAUUUGUCAUUCAAGAUUCAUUGAAGCAGCUGGAGAUACAGAGGAUCACGCUGGCUGUCACCCUGAGGCAGCUGAUCCCACAAGUCCCAGUGUGUUUUUCCACUGUGACACACCUCUGUUCAAGACCUCUGGAAAUACUAAGACCAUGCAGUUGCUCUGGUUUCUACUAACUGCACCCAACCAUGUUGCUGUACCACAGCUGGUUUUGGUUUUUAAAUGCACUAUACAACUCAAGCAAAAUCAACAUACUAUUAGAAAAUUAAUACCUGGAUCACUGUGCUCAAAACAAUUUAUUCAUUCUGUCAUAUAAGCAGUUCCACAAAAGGACAUAAAUGCCCAUGAGAUAAUUGCAA
Haemorhous mexicanus (house finch) is the source of this 5703-nucleotide messenger RNA. RefSeq names its product WAS/WASL interacting protein family member 3 (gene WIPF3). The record is from RefSeq and is a predicted model, not a curated record. Gene Ontology annotation, molecular function: actin binding. Bases 482 to 1906 code for a protein of 474 amino acids. The transcript is spliced from 8 exons. NCBI's taxonomy places the organism in Eukaryota, Metazoa, Chordata, Aves, Passeriformes, Fringillidae.